This is a messenger RNA of Sclerotinia borealis F-4128, 579 nucleotides long. The record is from the annotation of a GenBank genome assembly. NCBI's taxonomy places the organism in Eukaryota, Fungi, Ascomycota, Leotiomycetes, Helotiales, Sclerotiniaceae.
AUGGUCGGCAAAGACUGCGUAGCCAUCGCCUGCGAUCUCCGCCUCGGCCUCCAAUCCCUCACCGUAUCCAACAAUUUCCCCAAGAUAUUCCCCUACGGACCCUCCGUAUACCUUGGACUUACCGGUCUCGCCACAGACGUCUCGACGGUCUCAGAUCUGUUCCGCUACAAAGUAAACAUGUACCGACUCCGCGAGGAGCGCAACAUCUCCCCCACAACCAUGGCGAACCUCGUCUCGAGUUCUCUGUACGAGCGCCGCUUCGGCCCCUUCUUUGUGAGCCCGGUUAUUGCGGGGUUGGAUCCUAAGACUGGAAAGCCGUUUAUUUGUGGCUUUGAUAGUAUUGGCUGUAUUGAUUUUGCAAAGGAUUUUAUCGUUAGUGGGACUGCGAGUGAUCAGUUGUUUGGUACUUGUGAGGGUUUGUGGGAACCAGAUUUGGCACCAGAAGAUCUCUUCGAGACAAUAUCACAAGCACUCUUAAACGCCGUUGAUAGAGAUGCCUUGUCAGGUUGGGGUGCUCACGUUUACAUCAUUGAGAAGGAUAAGGUGACCAAGAGGUUAUUGAAGGGUAGACAAGAUUAA